Messenger RNA from Rosa rugosa (rugosa rose), 4878 nucleotides. RefSeq lists its product as uncharacterized. Gene Ontology annotation, biological process: DNA integration. The transcript has 2 exons. The coding region runs from base 1 to 4878 and encodes 1625 amino acids. The record is from RefSeq and is a predicted model, not a curated record. Gene Ontology annotation, molecular function: nucleic acid binding. Lineage: Eukaryota; Viridiplantae; Streptophyta; Magnoliopsida; Rosales; Rosaceae.
AUGGCAGAAGAUGAAACAAAAGCAUUGAAGGAGUUCACGGCUCCUACUGCACUCACAACAUCAUCUUGUAUUGUUGUAGCUCCUAUUCCUGCAGGAGUGCGUUUUGAGAUUAGACCAGCAACAAUCCAGAGCUUGCCUAACUUUUAUGGGAAGACGAAUGAAGAUCCUUAUCUCCAUGUGGAGGAAUUCAAAGACAUAUGUGGAACUUUUCGGUAUGAGAUAUCAGAUAAGCAGAUCCGUUUAAGGCUUUUUCCUUUUUCAUUGAAAGACAAAGCAAGAAAGUGGCUAAGCUCUCUUCCCCCUGGUUCCAUCAAUACUUGGGAUGAUUUGGUUAAAAAGUUCUUGUUGAAAUUCUUCCCAGCUAAGAAAACCAAUGCUCUCCAAGCAGAAAUUUUUGGCUUCUCCCAACCUGAGGGAGAACCUUUUUAUGAGAGUUGGGAGCGUUAUAAGGAUUUGUUCUUGAAGUGUCCUCACCAUGGAUUUUCUAAACCCCAAAAGGCUCAAUUUUUCUACAGAGGUUUGAACUCCCAAAGUAGAAGUAUGGUGGAUGCUACAGUUGGUGGAAGCUUGAUGGGAAAGACGGCAGAAGAGGCAAUUCAAGCUUUUGAGACUAUAUGUGAAAAUUCACAGCAAUAUGAUCCUUAUACAUCAGUGCCCAAAAGAGGAGGACUAUAUGAGGUUAGUGCAAGUACUAAGUUGGAAGAGCAAGUUGCAGUCUUGGCAAGACAAAUGAAGAGCCUUACUCCUCUGUUAAAUAAGGCUGCAAGGGAGACAUGUGCUUUGUGUUCAAGUAUUGCACAUACCACCGAGGCGUGUUCUGAAAAUUUCUUCCAAGAUGAGCAAGUCAACAUGGUGAAUAAUUAUAGAAGGCCUGUGAAUGAUCCUUUUUCAAAUACUUAUAAUCCAGGUUGGAGGCAACAUCCAAAUUUCUCUUAUAGCAAUAAUAAUCAAGUGCAGAUGCCAAGGAAUCCUCCCAUGCAAAAUUAUCAAGGGCCAAUUGAACAAAAGAAACCAUCUCUUGAAGAAACCAUGCAACAACUUGCCCAAAAUCAGAUGGAAUUUCAAAAGGCCAAUGCUCAGAUGCUUCAAGCUAUUCAAGAGACCAAGAAAGAGCAGCAAGUUCAAUCUCAAGCUAUUUCUAAGCUAGAAGUUCAAGUUGGUCAGAUUGCCACUGCCUUGAAUGAGAGAGAACAAGGGCGUUUACCUAGCCAAACUCUUGCUAAUCCAAGGGGUGAAUUUGAGAAACAUGAGCCUAUGAAAGCUGUGAUCACGUUGAGGAGUGGAAAAGAAGUUGAUAUUAAAGUUCGUAGUCCAGGAGAUAUUCAAGAAGUCGAACAAAAAGAAGAAGUCGAACAGGGGAUUGAUGAGUCUGUUGCUAUCCCAAAAAUUAAUGAGUCAGCAGAGAAAGAUUCUGCAGGAGGAUUGAAGCUGCAACAGCAAUCCCGAAAACGAACUGAUUCGAACCCAGCGACUUCUAGCACCCCAGAAACGACUUUAAGGCCUACUGCAGAGUCUCAAUUUGUUCCUCAACCUCCAUAUCCACAGUUGCUUCAGAAGCCAAAGAAAGAUAGGCACUUGACCGAGAUUAUGGAACUAUUUCGCAAGGUGCAAAUUAAUAUUCCUUUGCUUGAUGCCAUUAAACAAAUCCCAGCUUAUGCGAAGUUUUUGAAGGAGUUAUGCCCUAAUAAGAGAAAAUUUGAAGAUCAUGAGAAGGUGUUGUUGUCAGAAGAGGUCAGUGCCGUAAUUCAAAGGAGACUCCCUCCAAAGUUGAAGGAUCCAGGAAGCUUUACAAUCCCCUGCACAAUUGGUGAUCAUUAUUUUGAGCGUGCUUUGAUGGACUUGGGUGCCAGCGUUAACUUGAUGCCAUACUCUCUAUAUUUGAAAUUAAAGCUUGGUGACCUGCAACCAACAUCAAUCACCUUGCAAUUUGCAGACCGAUCAGUCAAGAGGCCAAAGGGAAUUGUUGAAGAUGUGUUAGUGAAGGUUGAUAAGUUCAUAUUGCCUGCAGAUUUUGUCAUUCUCGAAACUGAACCAGAUGCUUAUUCAAGUGAGGAUGUACCAAUCAUUUUGGGUCGUGCAUUUAUGGCUACUGCUGAUACCAUAAUUAAAGUAAAAGAUGGACUUCUAUCUAUGACAGUUGGUGACAUGUCAGUGGAGUACAAGAUUUUUGAAGCGGGUCGACGUCCCUCUGAUGAUGGUAAAUGCUUUAUGGUUGAUUCUAUUUCUCCUAUUACUCAUGAAUCUUUUGUUUUGAAUUCAUCUCAAGAUCCCCUUGAAGUAUGCUUGACACAAUCUGGAAUGGAUUUUGAUGCCAAGAAAGAGGUUGAUGAGUUAGAGAAGCUUCUUAAUGUUGCACCGGUUUUUGAAUCAAGAAAGUGGAACCAAUUUGAGUCUUUACCUUUGUCCACAAAUAAAGUUGUGCCUUCCAUUCAGCAAGCACCGAAGUUAGAGCUCAAGCCACUGCCACAACACUUGAAAUAUGUAUUUUUGGGUGAAAGUGAGACACUUCCAGUGAUUAUUGCUUCGGACCUUUGUGAAGAAGAUGAAAAGAAGUUGUUGCAAGUUCUUCAAGCUCACAAAACAGCGAUUGGAUGGACAAUUGCAGAUAUUAAAGGUAUAAGUCCUACAAUGUGUAUGCACCGAAUCCAUCUUGAAGACAAUAUGAAGCCAACACGUGAUGCACAAAGGCGUUUGAAUCCACCAAUGAAAGAAGUUGUGCGGGCUGAAAUUUUGAAGCUCCUCGAUGUUGGAGUUAUAUAUCCAAUUUCAGAUAGCCAAUGGGUUAGCCCAGUUCAAGUGGUGCCUAAGAAGUCGGGAAUAACCGUUGUGAAGAAUGAGAAAGAUGAAUUAGUGCCUACAAGGAUGACUACGGGCAUUGAAGUUGACAAGGCAAAAGUAGAUUUAAUUACCAAUCUUCCUCCACCAACAACAGUAAAGGGAGUACGUUCUUUCCUUGGCCACGCCGGAUUUUAUCGGCGUUUCAUGAAGGAUUUUAGUAAGAUUGCAGGACCAUUGAGCAAUUUAUUAGCAAAAGAUGCAGAAUUUGUGUUUGAUGAAGCAUGUCUAGAGGUGUUUAACAAGCUCAAGGCCCUCCUAACUUCAGCUCCUAUCAUAAAGCCUCCGGAUUGGAACUUACCAUUUGAAUUAAUGUGUGAUGCGUCGGAUUAUGCGGUGGGUGCAGUUUUGGGGCAGCGUAUAGAGAGGCUUCCUCAUGCUAUUUAUUAUGCUUCAAAGACUCUAAAUGAUGCUCAACUUAACUAUUCUACCACUGAGAAAGAGUUGCUUGCGGUUGUGUUUGCUCUAGACAAAUUUCGGUCUUAUUUGAUUGGUUCCAAAGUAAUUGUCUACACUGAUCAUGCUGCCCUUAAAUAUUUACUUGCCAAGAAAGAUGCCAAGCCUCGGCUAAUCCGUUGGGUUCUUUUACUUCAAGAAUUUGAUUUGGAGAUAAAAGAUAAAAAAGGAAGUGAGAAUGUGGUUGCAGACCACUUGAGUAGAUUGGUGCAUGAAGAUGAUGAAGUGGACUGCCUUCCUUUGAAUGAAAAUUUCCCUGAUGAACAAUUGUUUAUGGUACGUGAUUCUCCUCCUUGGUUUGCUCAUAUUGUGAACUUUAUUGUUACUAAAAAAAUUCCAGAUCAUUGGAGCAAGCAAGAGAGGGAGAAAUUUCUUUCUAAAGUGAAGCAUUAUAUUUGGGAUGAACCGUAUUUAUUCAAAUAUUGCUCAGAUCAGUUGGUUAGAAGAUGUGUACCAGAAAGUGAGUUUCAAAGCAUUCUUCGUUUCUGUCAUAGUUAUGCUUGUGGCGGGCAUUUUGGAGCCAAGAAAACAGCAGCUAAAGUUCUUCAAAGUGGCUUUUAUUGGCCAACAUUAUUCAAGGAUUCCUUUGAAUUUUGUUCUUCAUGUGAUCGCUGCCAACGAAUGGGUAAUAUCUCUAAACGUGACAUGAUGCCUUUGAGUAAUAUUUUGGUGGUUGAAUUAUUUGAUGUUUGGGGAAUAGACUUCAUGGGACCUUUCCCUCAAUCCUUUGGCAAUCUCUACAUAUUGGUGGCAGUGGAUUAUGUAUCAAAGUGGGUUGAAGCAAUUGCUUGCAAGACUAAUGAUCACAAGGUGGUACUUUCUUUUCUCAAAGACAAUAUUUUUGCUCGUUUUGGCACUCCUAGAGCCAUUAUAAGCGAUGGAGGACUACACUUUUGCAACAAGCCAUUCGCAUCACUUAUGAAGAAAUAUUCCAUCACUCACAAAGUGGCUACACCUUACCACCCUCAAACUAGUGGUCAAGUUGAGAUUUCCAACCGGGAAAUUAAAAAUAUUUUGGAGAAAACAGUUCGCCCGGAUAGGAAAGAUUGGUCUCAAUGUUUGAAUGAUGCUCUAUGGGCGUAUAGGACAGCCUAUAAAACUCCAAUUGGCAUGUCACCAUAUCGCUUAGUUUUUGGGAAGGCUUGUCAUCUUCCGGUGGAGUUAGAGCACCGAGCAUAUUGGGCAAUCAAGCACUACAAUUUUGACAUGAAUGCAGUCGGUGAACAGAGAGCAUUGCAGCUGAAUGAGAUGGAGGAAAUUCGUAAUGAGUCUUAUGAGAAUGCAAAAAUUUACAAGGAGCGCACCAAGAGGUUUCAUGAUAAAGUCAUUCGUCAAAAGACAUUCGAACCAAACCAAAAGGUGCUGCUAUAUAACUCUCGACUGAGACUCUUUCCAGGGAAGUUGAAAUCUCGGUGGAUGGGUCCUUUUCUGGUCACAAAGGUGUUUCCCCAUGGAGCAAUUGAAAUUAAGAACUUGAGGAACAACUCUAUCUUCAAAGUGAAUGGUCAACGUCUCAAACCGUACUUGGAGACAUCUUUUGACACCAAUGAGCAGCAUGUUUCCUUCACUGAUCCUCCAAAUGAAUGA